Molecule: messenger RNA, 4947 nt
Organism: Rhizopus microsporus ATCC 52813
Lineage: Eukaryota; Fungi; Mucoromycota; Mucoromycetes; Mucorales; Rhizopodaceae
Product: ARM repeat-containing protein
Exons: 21
Coding region: 294-4724 (1476 amino acids)
Biological process (GO): protein phosphorylation; macroautophagy; late endosome to vacuole transport
Cellular component (GO): phosphatidylinositol 3-kinase complex, class III, type II; late endosome; nucleus-vacuole junction
Molecular function (GO): ATP binding; protein serine/threonine kinase activity; protein binding
Source: RefSeq, a predicted model, not a curated record
UAAGAAGGAUGACCAGAAAUCAUGCAUUAGGGCGAUAUAACGUUUCAUGUCGGCCAUUUAAUUUCAUUGGCCUGUAACAUUUACCUUUUUUUUUCUACUUUGUCUGCAUCCUGCUUCAUUUUCAAGAUGGGUAACAAAAUCUCAACUGUGACAGCCAUUGCAGGAAUCGACAGUUAUGUAAGCGAGCUGAAUGACAUCAACUAUCAGAAAAGGUGGCUUUCAUACAUUGUCAACAACUACAACUGUUGUAUAUUUAUGCAUAUAUUUUAUAUAGUAUUGGCAAUGCUCGAUUCAUGAAGACCAUUCUAGGCAGACACGAAAGGGACGGUUACGUGGUUGUUAAGAUAUUUGUUAAGCCAGAGUUAGGAAUGUCACUAAAGAAGAGAGUGAAGAAAUUGAAAGAGGAAUACAAGACUUUAUCCGAUGUGCAUAAUGCCUUUUCCUUUCAGAGGAUACUAGAGACAGAUAGAGCAGCCUAUCUUGUUAGACAGUAUCUGUAUAGCAACCUGUAUGAUAGGAUCAGCACACGGCCCUUUCUAACAACCAUUGAAAAAAAAUGGAUUGCUUAUCAACUCAUACGUGGAGUUGCUGAUUUUCACUCAAGAAAGGUAUAUCACGGCGAUAUCAAAACAGAGAAUGUUCUUGUCACAUCCUGGAAUUGGGCAUUUAUAGUCGACUUUGCUUCUUUUAAACCAACUUAUUUACCAGAGGAUAAUCCUGCCGAUUUUUCAUUCUUUUUUGAUACAUCGUCUAGAAGAACGUGUUACAUAGCCCCUGAGCGGUUUUACAAAGCGGGAACAGAGAUAGAUCAACGCAUUAAAAUGAUGGAUGAGGAUGAUUAUCUGAAUGAACUCACACCAGAGAUGGACAUAUUCUCACUUGGCUGCGUGAUUGCAGAACUCUUUUUAGAAGGUUCUUCCCUAUUUACGUUAUCACAGCUAUUCAAAUACAAGAGUGGGGAAUAUAAUCCAAGUACAAGCCUGAACAAGAUUGAAGACAAGAACAUUAGAGAACUAGUACAACACAUGAUACAGAUUGAUCCAACUGCUCGGUUAUCAGCACAAGACUAUUUAACUCAAUGGCACGGAAAAGCCUUUCCUCAUUACUUUUAUUCUUUCUUAUACCAGUACAUGAGCUCUUUAACUGAUAAAGUCGAGCAAAAGGAUACAACUCUCUUCUCUGCCUUAUCUUCAGCUUACCCCAACAUGACAAGCAGAAAGCUAACGGAUGCGGAUGAGAAGAUUGAACGCGUUUUUUUCGAUUUUGAAAAGAUUAUGGAUUAUGUAUCCUCUGACGACGCGGAUGAAGAAAAACACAAGAAACGAAAAGAUUCAUUCAACACAGCCACUGCAUCAUCAAUACUAUUGUCUCCCGAGGUCACCUUUCCAAAUCACAGUCAUAUUUCUAGUACACACGAAGAUGGUGUCGUAUACAAACCUGGAGGUAAUCCAUGUCUUGAUACGCUGUUUCAAACAACUGAUAUGUUUUUGUGUGUAGAGGAAGGAUCACUCAUCCUGCUUUCAUUCAUUUGUUCAUUGAUUCGAAACACUCUUUAUCCAAGCUCUAAACUGAAAGCACUCGAUAUACUUUUCGCCCUCGGAGAAAAAGUUCCUGACGAUGUCAAACUUGACCGUCUAGUCCCUUACUUGAUGUGCUUAUUAACAGAUGAAUCAGCACUGGUGAGAGCAAAUGCAAUAAAGACCUUGACUCGAAUUCUGUGUAUGGUAGAAUCCAUAUCUCCCAUUAACGCAAGAAUAUUUCCAGAAUAUAUCUUACCGAGCCUUCGAUCAUUUACAACUGAUACAGAUGCUCUCGUCAGAUCAACCUAUGCCUCUUGUAUUGCUUUACUAGCAGAGACUGCCCUAAGAUUCUUGGAAAUGACACAGUUUCUCAAGACAGAUGAUAUCUAUCCUUCCGACCUUGAAUCUGAAGAUUUGGAUUUUGAGUCCUCGUAUGACUCUUAUCUUCAGGAACUUCAAUCCGUCAUUCAAGAACAAACGACCCUGCUGCUGAUCGACAAAAGUAGUUCUGUCAAGCGAGCCUUAUUGACCAACAUCACUUCACUAUGUGUGUUUUUUGGUCGACAAAAGGCAAAUGAUGUGCUCCUAAGUCAUAUGAUCACUUAUCUGAACGACAAGGAUUGGAUGCUGAGAAGUGCAUUUUUUGAGAGCAUAAAAGGUGUUGGUACCUUUGUGGGAGCACGAAGUUUGGAAGAAUACAUCCUACCGCUCAUGAUUCAAGCUCUUACGGAUCCUGAAGAGUUUGUAGUCGAAAAGGUGCUCAAUUCACUAACCAGUUUAGCUGACCUGGGUCUAUUUCCAAAGAUGAAAAUUUGGGAAAUUGUCAGUAUCGUCUGGCCUCUGAUGUGCCACCCCAAUAUAUGGAUCCGUGAUGGAUCUGUUGGAUUUAUUUCUUCUGCUAUCAAACAUUUGCCCGAAACAGACGUUUGGUGUAUCGUGUAUCCUUUGUUACGACCCUUUUUAAGAUCAGAUAUAGCAGAUAUUAAUGAAGAGCUGCUGCUACAGAAUAUAGAAUCACCUAUACCACGUCAAGUCUAUGAACAGGCUAUCCUAUGGGCUACCAAGGCCACUACAAGAUCUACUUUCUGGAAAAAGCAAAGAGAAUCCUUCAAAUCUGGAUCGUCGGCCAUCAUGGGAAUGAAUGAAAAAGAAGAUGAAAACUCUGAAGAAGAUGUAGCUUUUCUAGAACGCCUACGGUCAGUUGGUAUGAGCCUGGACGAUGAGGAAAAGCUGAGACACAUGCGAGACUACAUAUUCAAAGUAUCACGCGUGAAAACGAGAAGCAACCGCCCUAGUUCAAAAGAUGAGUAUGAAAACAUGGGCAAGGAAGAAGUCCUGUUAAAAAACCUGGGUGUGACGCCCAUGACAGUCUUCUUACCAGACUUGUCUCAUAAAAUUCAUAAUGCAAAAACAAGUGUACAGAGAACCACGAUCAAAGCAAAGCCCAUCAGAUCGCAUUCCCGUGAAGAUCUUUGUAAAGUGAAUCAAAUAGCUAAUCAGCCACAUGUCAGGGCUCUCGCUCAGGACAACCAUAAGACGGCACCUGUUCCGAUUAAUACAACAGGUGAUUCGGUGGAAGCGCCCAAAGCAAGUCCAUCUGAAUAUAGCUUUGGAACAAGUUUACCAAAGAGCCUUGAGCGCCCAAAGAGUAUCAUCUUGACCAUGGACGCGAUCAAAAGUAAAAACACGAAAAUGGACGAACCCAUCAGUUUGAGCAUGGUAGAGAAAUGCAAGGAUGAAAAUGACAAGGAAACAUUAGAUGUCAGCUCAGUUGGUUAUGCACACCUCCAAAAACUUUUAUACAAAACUGCCAUGGAAGCUUUUCCUCCCUAUAUACCCGAAUUUAUUGGAGAUCCAAGUGUUUUGAAACGCAUCAGAAGAUUACCUCAAGGCAUGGCACCGUUUAGGACCAUGGCCAAUUGGAGACCUGAGGGGAUCUUGGUGGCUCAUUUCACUGAACACACAGCCUCUAUUAACCAAUUGGCUAUUUCAUGGGAUAAUUUGCUAUUUGCAUCAUGUUCUGAUGAUGGUUCAGUCAAGAUAUGGGAUUGUUCAAGGCUUGAAAGAAAUGUCACAAAUAGAUCGAGGGUGACAUAUAAUCAGCAAGGUGGUAGGAUAAAAUGCAUCACGUUCAUUCAACAAACCUACAGCAUCGCAUCUGCCUCAGAUAAUGGAAGCAUCCAUAUCUUUCGAGUGGAUAUUCAUAAUGCAGGAACAGCGCUGAAAUUUGGAAAAUGUAUUCCAGUGCGAGAAUUUCAACUACAGGAUGAAUAUGCGCUUCAUUUGAGACAUAUAACUAGCAACACUUCAAACACGAUGGCGGGAUCCAAAUCCAUUCUGAUAUUUACUACAACAAAAGGCCGCAUCUAUGCCUUGGACCUAUUAACGAUGGAGAUCAUUUGGAAAUUACAAAAUCCUCAAAGUCACGGAGUGAUAACAGCAAUGACGAUUGACAAGUUGAAUACAUGGUUACUCGUAGGAACCAUGAGAGGCAUAUUGACCUUAUACGACCUACGAUUUCAGAUUCCACUCAAAUCGUGGCUUCAUCCGAGCAAGAGCCGUAUCAGCGUGCUCUUACUGAAUCAGGAUCCACGAGCGGAAAACAAGCAAGUGAUCAUUGCUUCUGGCAAAAAUGAAGUGUCUAUAUGGGACAUUGUCAACUUACAGUGCACAGAGGUAUUUGCUGUAAAAUCGGGGGAUGAAAAGACAACGGGAGUGAUACUUGAGGCAUACAAGCCUCUUGAAACGCCGGGUGAUCGAGAAAUACUAGUCAAUUCGUUCACGAUGAAUGAAUCCAAUUUUACAGAGAAUUCAAUCCGAGCCAUUGCAGCGCCUGCUGAUUGUCGGCUGAUGAUCACUGGAGGAUCCGAUCGAAAGAUACGAUUUUGGGAUACAGCGAGAAUAGAAAAUUCGGGAGUUAUCUUGGGUACAGAAUUAGACGAGAGUAAACCAAGGUAUAGUACGAAUACGAUUGAGCAUACAAAAUUCCAUUUUGAGUUCAAUAGAACCAACAAUCACCAUGGAAACAGUAUUCGUAACAACAACACUACGGCAAGCACGAAUGCACUGACGAACUCCGUAGCACAACAACAGUAUUUACUCAGAAACCACAUAGAUGCCAUCACAGACAUCAUUCUUACCGAGUUACCUUACCCAAUGAUCAUUAGUGGAGAUAGAGAUGGCGUGAUUAAAGUAUUAGCCUAAGACUUUAUAAAUAUUUACACUUUAUUAUUAUCUACACUUCUCAUGAUUGAGCAUCAAUUAACUCUUUGAUGUUUUUUCUCAGUCGUUUUAUCUUUUCAUCUGGUUCGACAUGAGAUGGCUGAUUUUUAGUUUUGGCGUAUACGUCUUCCAUGAGCUGUUUUAAUACAUCUAGUUGAUAUAUAAUCUUUUUUACUGCAUCUUCCGUAUUCAAUACUGCCACUUC